Electrophorus electricus (electric eel) is the source of this 12565-nucleotide messenger RNA. The record is from RefSeq and is a predicted model, not a curated record. NCBI's taxonomy places the organism in Eukaryota, Metazoa, Chordata, Actinopteri, Gymnotiformes, Gymnotidae.
AUGGCGAGCGAGACGCCGGUGUCUGCGCCGCUCUCGGCUCGUGGACGACACGGAGCUGCGGGCUCCGGGACCGGCGGCACGGUGAUGCCUUCUUGCUCCGGCUCGGUAGUUCUGCCGCCCGGCGUGAUAAACCCCAAGGUUCCCAUCCGGAAUAUCAGGACGAAAUUCGCAGUCCUGGUCGGUCUUAUUCAAGUCGGGGAGGUUACCAACAGAGACAUCGUGGAGACGGUCUUAAACCUGCUGGUGGGUGGCGAGUUCGACCUGGAGACGAACUUCAUCGUGCAGGCAGCGGAGAGCGUCGCGUGCAUGGUGGAGCUGCUGGAGCACUGCGACGUCACGUGCCAGGCCGAGAUCUGGAGCAUGUUCACCGCCGUCCUGCGCAAGAGCGUGCGCAACCUGCAGACCAGCACUGAGGUGGGCCUCAUCCAGGAGGUCCUCCUUCGGAUGAACGCAGUUGACGACAUGAUCGCAGAUCUCCUGGUGGACAUGCUGGGAGUAUUAGCCAGCUACAGCAUCACCGUGCGGGAGCUGAAGCUACUUUUCAGUAUGCUGCGUGGGGAUGGAGGACUGUGGCCGAGACAUGCAGUGAAGCUCCUGGGUGUGUUGAACCAGAUGCCGCAGAGACACGGACCGGACGCCUUCUUCAACUUCCCGGGUCGCAGUGCUGCUGCAAUCGCAUUACCUCCCAUUGCCAGAUGGCCUUAUCAGAAUGGCUUCAGUCUGAACACCUGGUUCCGCAUGGACCCACUCAACAACAUCAACAUGGAUAAAGACAAGCCUUACCUUUACUGUUUCCGGACCAGUAAAGGCGUCGGCUACUCCGCUCAUUUUGUGGGCAGUUGCUUGAUUGUGACUUCGCUCAAGUCCAAAGGCAAAGGAUUCCAGCACUGCGUGAAGUACGACUUCCAGCCCCGGAAGUGGUACAUGAUCAGCGUGGUGCAUGUGUACAACCGCUGGAGGAACAGCGAGAUCCGCUGCUAUGUCAACGGGCAGCUGGUCUCCUACGGCGACAUGGCCUGGCACGUCAACACCAACGACAGCUAUGACAAAUGUUUCCUGGGCUCCUCAGAGACGGCAGACGCGAACCGGGUAUUCUGCGGACAGCUGGGAGCCAUCUACGUGUUCAGUGAGGCCCUCAACCCAUCGCAGAUCUUUGCCAUCCAUCAGCUGGGCCCUAGCUACAAGAGCACGUUCAAGUUUAAGUCGGAGAGUGACCUGCACCUGGUCGAGCACCAUAAGCAGGUGCUGUAUGACGGCAAGUUGGCCAACAGCAUCUGUUUCACCUAUAAUGCCAAAGCCACCGACGCCCAGCUGUGUCUGGAGUCCUCGCCCAGAGAAAACUCCUCCAUCUUCGUCCACUCGCCCCACGCCCUCAUGCUGCAGGACGUGAAGGCCAUCGUCACCCACUCCAUCCACAGCGCCAUUCACUCCAUCGGAGGAAUCCAGGUGCUGUUUCCCCUGUUUGCCCAGCUCGACGUCCACCAGCACAGUGAGGGCCAGGUAGAGACCACCGUCUGCGCCGCCCUGUUGGCCUUCCUGAUGGAGUUACUGAAGAGCUCCGUGGCCAUGCAGGAACAGAUGCUUGGGGGGAAGGGCUUCCUGGUGAUCAGCUACCUGCUGGAGAAGGCAUCUCGCGUGCACCUCACGCGGCCUGUGCUUGACCAGUUCCUCUCCUUCGCCAAGUAUCUGGACGGCCUAAGUCACGGGGCAGCUCUCCUCAAGCAGCUGUGUGACCACAUCCUCUUCAACGCGGCCCUCUGGAUCCACACGCCGGCCAAGGUGCAGCUCUCGCUGUACACCUACCUGUCGGCGGAGUUCAUCGGCACGGCAACCAUCUACAACACCAUCCGGAGGGUGGGAACAGUCUUGCAGCUCAUCCACACGCUAAAGUACUACUACUGGGCGGUCAACCCGGCUCCCUGCAGUGGAAUCACACCCAAAGGCCUGGACGGGCCCCGGCCCUCCCAGAAGGAGAUCAUCUCGCUGAGGGCUUUCAUGCUACUCUUUCUCAAGCAGCUAAUUCUCAAGGAUCGAGGCGUUAAGGAGGACGAACUGCAGAGUAUUCAGAAUUAUUUGCUGACCAUGCACGAGGACGAGAACCUCCACGACGUUCUCCAGCUGCUGGUAGCCCUCAUGUCCGAGCAUCCCGCCUCGAUGGUCCCCGCCUUCGACCAGAGGAACGGCAUCCGAGUGGUCUACAAACUGCUGGCCUCCAAGAGCGAGAGCAUUCGCGUGCAGGCGCUGAAGGUACUGGGUUACUUCCUGAAGCACUUGGGCCACAAGAGAAAGGUGGAAAUCAUGCACACACACAGUCUUUUCACACUUCUGGGCGAGAGACUCAUGCUACACACUAACACGCUGUCAGUGACUACGUACAACACGCUGUAUGAGAUUCUGACAGAGCAGGUGUGCACGCAGGUUGUUCACAAGCCCCACCCUGAACCAGACUCUAGCGUCAAGAUCCAGAACCCGAUGAUCCUGAAGGUGGUGGCCACCCUGCUGAAGAACUCGACGCCCAGCGCCGAGCUGAUGGAGGUGAGGCGCCUCUUCCUCUCCGACAUGAUCAAACUCUUCAGCAACAGCCGUGAGAACAGACGAUGUCUCCUCCAGUGCUCCGUGUGGCAGGACUGGAUGUUCUCACUGGGCUACAUCAACCCUAAGAACCCAGAGGAGCAGAGGAUCACGGAGAUGGUCUACAACAUCUUCCGCAUCCUGCUGUACCACGCCAUCAAGUACGAGUGGGGCGGCUGGCGCGUGUGGGUGGACACCCUCUCCAUAGCACACUCCAAAGUGACGUAUGAGGCGCAUAAGGAAUACUUAGCCAAGAUGUACGAGGAGUACCAGCGUCAGGAGGAGGAGAACAUCAAGAAGGGGAGGAAAGGGCAGGUGAGCACCAUUUCUGGGCUCUCGGCCCAGACCUCGGCCAUCAAGGGUUCGCUGGAGCUGGAUGACCAGUCCCAGACGCAGAGCCCCGAGAGUGAGGCGGGCGAUCCCGAGACGGCCGACCCCGGGCGCGACAUCCUGACGGAAGCCCAGGCGGAGAAGGCGGCCCCGGGCGUGGGCGUGGAGGUCCAUGACCUCCUGGUGGACAUCAAGGCUGAGAAGGUGGAGGCCACGGAGGUGAAACUGGAGGACAUGGACCUGUCUCCCGAACCGCCGCUGGGCACAGUAGGCGGCGGCGGCCUGGUAGGCGUGGACUCCCUCCUGGACAACGUGUACUCGGUCGCCGUGGAGAAUCUGAACGGCAGCGUGAACGACGUGCUGGUGCCCGAGCUGGAACAGAAGAGCGUAGGGCCUCUAAUCACGCUGGCCGAGGACAAGGACAUCCGGCCGGCCGCCGGAUCCUUCCUGUUCGCCGGCUCCGCUGCCCCCGCCGACCUGCUGCCCGAGAUGGCCGCAUCUGAGCCGUUACCCCUGCCGGGCGUCCGGCCACGGGUGCGCACUGGCACCGCGGACCUGGGCCUGCUGCCUCGCCCGGCCGGUGCCUCGGAGGCCGACUCCGGCUCGACCGCCUUGGAGGACUGCUUUGAGCUCCGGUCCACUCCUGGGCCUUUCGGGUCCCCGCCACAGGGUGACGGCACUUCCAAGAGUCCUGAACAGGCGGAGGCCACAGCCCGAGACGUGGAGGCGUCUGGCGUGGUGAGGAACGGUGCCCACGUGGCUGGCGCCGCCUCAGACACGGAGCGGUCUGACGAGGGCAAGGAGAAGGAGGUGAAGAAGAUCCUGACCACUGCCACCACACAGGGCUUCCCUGGGCGAGGGGGCGGGCCUGUGGACCGGGACGUGCGGCUGGACCUGGGCUUCCGGGCCACGCUCGUGAGCGAGGAGCAACGGCACCAGUUCAGCCCGGGCCCGCGCACCACUAUGUUCCGUAUCCCGGAGUUCAAAUGGUCCCCCAUGCACCAGCGCUUGCUCACGGACCUGCUGGUGGCCCUCGAGGCCGACGCCCACGUCUGGAGGAGCCACUCUACAAAGUCCGUCAUGGACUUUGUGAACAGCAACGAGAACAUCAUCUUUGUGCACAACACCGUCCACCUCAUCUCUCAGAUGGUGGACAACAUCAUCAUCGCCUGCGGAGGAGUUCUCCCUCUCCUCUCUGCUGCCACAUCACCCUCUAGUACCAAGGCGGAGCUGGAAGGGAUGGAGGUGACGCAGGGCAUGUCCUCGGAGACGGCCGUCACCUUCCUGACGCGCCUCAUGUCCAUGGUGGACGUGCUGGUGUUCGCCAGCUCUCUCAGCUUCAGCGAGAUUGAGGCCGAGAAGAACAUGUCCUCCGGAGGCCUGAUGCGCCAGUGCCUCAGACUCGUGUGCUGUGCGGCCGUCAGGAGCUGUUUGGAGUGCCGGCAGCGUCAGCGGAACAGGGGGCUGAAAUGCUGUCUGUCCAGCGCUAAAACCCCAGACAGCCUGCAGGGUGUGGCAGCUGCCAGCAAGGCUUCCAUGGAGAAUUUCCCUGGGAACCUUUCUCCCAUCAAGGACCCGGACCGCCUCCUUCAGGACGCGGACAUCAAUCGUCUGCGUGCGGUCGUUUUCCGGGAUGUCGACGACGGAAAGCAGGCCCAGUUCCUGGCCCUGGCUGUCGUCUACUUCAUCUCUGUCCUCAUGGUGUCAAAGUACCGGGACAUCCUGGAGCCGCAGCGGGAGACGGCCAGGGCCGUCAGCCAAUCGGGGAGGAGCGUUCGGCAGGAAAUCAACUCCCCCACGAGCACAGAGAACCCACUGCCUUUCUCAGACGGAAGGAAGGAGACCCCGCCUCCAGGGGUGGAGCCACUCUCUGAAGCCUCCCUGCCUCACUCGGACUCAGGCCUCGGGGAGGAGCCGACAUCCGGUGUGCUGAACGGGGCCGAACCAGACCCCUGCCCCGGCGGUCCGAACGGCCUGCGCGGCCUGCUCUGCACCCUGUCCUCGGAAGUCCGGUCCCAGGAGAGCCUGGCCGAGGGGUCCCCGGGCACCUCGGUUUCCAGCGUCGGCCAGGGCAAGGGCAUCAACGUGAAGGAGAUCCUCAAGAGCCUGGUGGCAUCGCCCCUGGAGACGGCCGAGGGCCGCCCCGAGCUGCUGCCCUACCCUGUCCACCAGGCCGCCACGAGGGAGCCCCACGUCCUGCUGCCCAUGCAGUUCCACUCAUUCGACAGGAGUGUGGUCGUGCAGGCCAAGAAGCCUGGUAUGGCGGUGAACACUGUGGCCAGCUCGGGGUCCUCCACCUCAGGCAGCACCCACAACAUCUUCGCCGCAGCCUCUGCUACGCCCAAAAGCAUGAUCAACACGACAGGUGGGGCAGACCCAGCGUCUUCCUCCUGCUCCUCUUCCUCUGGCUUUGUUAACGGGGCGACCAGCAAGAAUCUCCCUGCGGUGCAGACGGUCGGGCCCAUGCCUGAGGACUCCAUGGAGAAUAUGAGCAUCACCACUAAGCUGGAGCGAGCUCUGGAGAAGGUUGCCCCCUUGCUGAGGGAGAUCUUCGUGGACUUUGCGCCCUUUCUGAGCCGCACCCUGCUGGGCAGCCACGGCCAGGAGCUCCUCAUUGAAGGUCUGGUGUGCAUGAAGUCCAGCACCUCUGUGGUGGAACUCGUCAUGCUGCUGUGCUCUCAGGAGUGGCAGAACUCCAUCCAGAAGAAUGCUGGCUUGGCCUUUAUUGAGCUGAUCAACGAGGGAAGACUCCUGUGCCACGCUAUGAAGGACCACGUGGUGCGUGUGGCCAACGAGGCGGAGUUCAUCCUGAACCGUCAACGGGCCGAGGACGUCCACAAGCACGCAGAGUUCGAGUCCAACUGUGCCCAGUAUGCUGCAGACAGGAGGGAGGAGGAGAAGAUGUGUGACCACCUGAUUGGUGCUGCCAAGCACCGUGAUCAUGUGACAGCCAAUCAGCUGAAGCAGAAGAUUGUCAACAUCCUCACCAACAAACAUGGCGCAUGGGGGGCACUGGCUCACAGUCAGCUGCAUGACUUCUGGCGUCUUGACUACUGGGAAGACGACCUCAGGAGGAGGCGGAGAUUUGUCCGGAACCCCUUCGGCUCCACCCACUUGGACAUCACGUGCAAAUCGCUAGAGGAUUAUGGUCGUGAGGACGAGCAUGUGAUGAAGGGGAGGAAGGGCCUGCACAGCCAGGCAGUGGCCAAUCAGAACACGGAGGCGGAGCUGACGCUGGAGGGGGAGGACGACGUCGUGAGUCUGCUGCAGGAGAAGGACAUGGACAACCUGGCAGGCCCCGUGGUGCUGAGCACCCCCGCGCAGCUCAUAGCGCCUGUUAUCGUGGCUCGUGGGACUCUUUCCAUCACCACGACUGAAAUUUACUUCGAGGUUGACGAAGAUGACCCAGCCUUCAGACGCAUCGGAGCCAAAGUGCUGGCCUAUUCGGAUGGACUGCAUGGGAAAUGGAUGUUCAGCGAGAUACGUGCCGUGUUUUCCCGCCACUAUCUGCUCCAGAGCACAGCGCUUGAGGUCUUCAUGGCCAACAGAACCUCUGUGAUGUUUAACUUCCCUGAUCAGCCCACGGUGAAGAGGGUGGUCUACAGCUUACCUCGGGUGGGGGUCGGCACCAGCUAUGGACUCCCCCAGGCCAGGCGGAUCUCCCUGGCAACGCCCCGGCAGCUCUUCAAGUCCUCCAACAUGACCCAGCGCUGGCAGAGGCGGGAGAUCUCCAACUUUGAGUACCUGAUGUUCCUCAACACCAUCGCAGGGCGGACCUACAACGACCUGAACCAGUACCCCGUCUUCCCCUGGGUCCUCACCAACUACGAGACUGAGGCGUUGGACCUCACCGUGCCUGGCAACUUCAGGGAUCUAUCCAAGCCAAUCGGAGCUCUGAACCCAAAGCGUGCAGUGUUCUACGUGGAGCACUAUGAAUCAUGGGACGAGGAGACGCCGCCCUGCCACUACAGCACUCACUACUCGACCGCGGCCGCCGCCCUCCACUGGCUGGUCAGAAUAGAGCCGUACACCACCUUCUUCCUCAGCACCAACAGCAACAAGUUCGAGCACCCGGACCGCACGUUCUCGGGGGUGGCCCACUCCUGGAGGCACUGCCAGCGCGACACGUCCGACGUGAAGGAGCUGAUCCCGGAGUUCUACUACCUGCCAGAGAUGUUUGUGAACAGUAACGGCUACUGUCUGGGAGACAGGGAUGACGGAACCCCCGUGUGUGACGUGGAGCUGCCAGCCUGGGCCAAGACACCCGAGGACUUUGUUAGGAUCAAUAGGAUGGCCCUGGAGAGUGAGUUCGUGUCAUGCCAGCUGCACCAGUGGAUUGACCUCAUCUUCGGCUACAAGCAACGCGGCCCCGAGGCCGUGCGUGCCCUCAACGUCUUCCCCCACCUGACCUACGAGGGCUCCAUCAGCCUCGACAGCCUUGCGGCUGACCCCCUCCUCCGCGAGGCUGUAGAGGCACACAUCCAGAGUGUUGGACAGACGCCAUCUCAGUUGCUCAUCGAGCCCCAUCCUCCACGUAGCUCCGCCAUGCACCUGUGCUUCCUCCCACAGAGUCCGCUCAUGUUCAAGGACCAGAUGCAGCAGGAUGUCAUCAUGGUCCUCAAGUUUCCCUCCAACUCGCCCGUCACCCACGUGGCAGCCAACACGCUGCCCCACCUGGCCACGCCCGCCGUCGUCACGGUCACCUGCAGCCGACUGUUCGCCGUCAACCGCUGGCACAACACCGUGGGUCUGCGUGGAGCUCCAGGGUACUCUCUGGACCAAGCCCAUCAUCUGCCUAUUGAAAUGGACUCUCUGAUCGCCAAUCACGCGGGAACGACCAAGAGGCAGAUCACGGACCUGGUGAACCAGAGCGUCCAGAUCAACUCACAGUGCUUCGUGGUUACAGCGGACAACCGUUACAUUCUAGCGUGUGGAUUCUGGGAUAAGAGCUUUCGUGUCUAUUCCUCAGAAACAGGCAAGCUCACGCAGAUAGUGUUCGGCCACUGGGACGUGGUCACGUGUCUGGCUCGCUCGGAGUCGUAUAUCGGGGGCGACUGCUACGUUGUGUCAGGCUCCAGAGAUGCCACUCUGCUGCUGUGGUACUGGAGUGGACGGCACCACAUUAUAGGAGACAACCCCAACAACAGCGAUUACCCGGCAGCACGAGCGGUUCUGACCGGUCACGACUACGAGGUGGUGUGUGUGUCCGUCUGUGCUGAGCUUGGCCUGGUCAUCAGCGGAGCAAAAGAGGGCCCGUGUCUGGUGCACACUAUCACGGGGGACCUGCUCCGGGCCCUGGAGGGGCCGGACAACUGCCUGUUCCCACGCCUCAUCUCGGUGUCCAGCGAGGGCCACUGCGUCAUCUGCUACGAGAGGGGCCAGUUCUGCAACUUCAGCAUCAACGGCAAGCUGCUCGCCCAGAUGGAGAUCAACGACUUCACCCGCGCUGUCCUUCUGAGCAGUGACGGUCAGAUGCUGGUGACCGGCGGAGACAACGGCGUGGUUGAGGUGUGGCAGACCUGCGACUUCAAGCAGCUCUACGUCUACCCGGGCUGCGACGCUGGUAUCAGAGCCAUGGACCUGUCGCACGACCAGAGGACCCUGAUCACAGGCAUGGCGUCUGGCAGCAUUGUAGCAUUCAACAUCGAUUUCAACCGCUGGCAUUACGAGCAUCACAAAAGGUACUGAGCGCGCUCCGUAGACAUCAGGCUCUGCCUGCCACGGGAAACAGUCGGGGUAACAGCCGGGGUAACAGCGAGCCCCUCUUAGCCGGACACACAGAGGGGGGAACUCGAAGGACAAGGGCGAAGGUUCUUUUUUCCAGCAGAGGGCCCGAGUACAGAGACCCGAGUACAGAGUGUCGUCCUGUACGAAACCUUCGGGUUGGCUCCAGUAUCUGCACUACUACAGCACUGUAUGUACAGUGACAGCUAAACAAAACAAAAAACAAAACAAAAAGCCCAGAAACCCCUGAAUGUUAGAGCCACACAAACUCCGGUCCAGAACCAGAACGCGAGGUUUCGCGUUUUGUCCGAACAACAGUGAGCUGAUGUGUAUCGGCCUCUUCACUUGCAGUCCCAUCGUUUAAACUGUGAAAAUAUGGCUCCGUGCAGAGGAACCACCCCUGUGUUUCCGCACUGUACAUUUGUAUAUGGUAGCAGUGCAUUUCACCUCCUGGAGAACUAUUUUCAGGGUAAAUAGUGGUGGAUGGUGUAAACAUGCAUAUCAUCAAAAUAUAUUCCUUGAAGUUUAUGGGGUAUCUUCUCUAAAGCCUGUUUGUGAAACUCAUAAAAUUGUCUGUAAGGGUCUGUAAACAGUGAUGCAGCAAAGAGUUUCUGUCUGUCAGAGGUCAGUCAUGAUUUUUAACAUGAAAUUGUUUUUCGGUGUGUUGUGACCAAAAUGAGCCCGCGUUUACUGUAAAACGUGCUGUUUGUUAUUUCUCUCUUUAAUUCGAUGUGACGUACUCAUUAAAUCUGUUUGAUUUGAAAACAAAACCCCCCCCGAAAACUUUGACUGUUUAUGCAACGUUUCCCCUCAACAUUAAUCAAUUACUUCUUCCGUGCAAGUUUCAAGGACAGGGCUGACGGUCCUUCUAAAACUUCAGAUGGUUAUUGGAGAACGGGUGGGUAUGAUAAGAACGCAGCUGCAUGCGUUUAUAUCUUAACUCUUUACUGUCUGGAAGGUUACAGUCGACGUAAAACACGUUUUGGGUAGAUGACUUUUUCAAUCUACUGGUGACAUGGUGCCAAUAUUUUUCCACUAAUUUUGAAUGUGUUUGGUUCAAGUUUGGGCUUAUGUUUUUGUUUGAGCUUGUUUUUAUUAGCCUAAUUGAUUUUCAGUAAGUGAAAACUAUUUGAUUUCAGAUUGUCAGUUAUAUUCACAGAGCAACAUCAUCAAGCUUCAGUAGCGUGACAAUAAAAUUACAAUGAAAUGUUUUGAUUUCAAGCUUGAUUCAUAAUUCUGAUAUCUGGCACUAAAGAUUGCACCAAUAUUGUAAACUUUGUGAUUACUGUUAGUAAGCAAUAUAGUAUGUAAAAAAAAACAAAAAACAAAAAACAUGAGACUAUGGAUUAGGUUAGCCAAGGCUAGAACAGACAGGAGGCUAGAAGUUUGUGAAAGACUGUCACCGUGUUUUCAGCAAAAUAUGAACUAUCCAACAUGUACUGUACGUGAGACAAAGAAUGGUUCUAAAAAUCGAUUUUGCCUUUUUAUUUGUGAAAUGUCCCUCUGUUAUGCAGGAGUCUUGUUAUAUGUGCAUUUAGGAUUUAAUGUGUUAGAAGAAUCAUUUGGAUUUGAAAACAUUACCUACUGAUGUUUGUUUCCCUCUCAGUAAACAUCAAGAUAUAUGAGCCAAAUUCUACUGCAAGUAUUCUGUUUUAUUUUUGAAAAUGGUUCUGUUGUCCAUAUUUUGCAGAUAUCAAUAUUGAUUUUUAGGACUUUUUUGGUUGAAUAUAUUGUAUUUGUCUCUUAUCAGUACCGUUCAAGAGAUUAAGUUGUUUAUAAUAAAAUGUGAUCAAAUUCGUUUUUAGCAUAUGUUCAUGCAGUAUGAUAAAUGUGUACAUUGUGAACUCUUAUCAAUGCCAAAAGACCCAGAUCUUUUUUUAUCCUAAAUGCCGUGCACUUUUAUGAAGCUUGCGUAAGCAUGUCCAACAAGUAGCCAUGUAUAUCCCUAAAAGAAAUGGACUCAAGCAACUAUAUCCAGGCAAAUCUCUAGAUGAGGUUGAGCAUCUGUAGCUGUGUGAUAAUCUAGAUGAGGUGGGGAUUGACAAACUUGCUUCAUUCUGUUUGUUCCACUUCAACUUUGCCAAAUCUUAAAACCAGGACACGCGUUUCCUUUGAGGACAUGGUUUAUUCCCAGGUUUGGCUGGUUUCUCCCAGCACCAUUGUGGGAUGACUGCUACUUGGAAGCCAAACUGCUCUCUGCUCAUGAUCAGGAGAAAAGGCUGCGUGCCCCUACACAGUCCACCCAAGAGGCAGUUGUAUAGCUAUAUAAACACCUAGUCGGUGUCCACACAGAUCAGUUCACUGGACCUUUUGCAUAUGAGCCAUAAUAAUUUCGCAUAUAGCGGUGGUGUACAUAAUGUGAUCUCAUACAAUAUGGUCACUGUCCUAUCUAAAAACAUGGAGGUCCAAGACGGCAUUCACGUAGAAUUCAUUACAAGAAUAAGUAACACGGCAGAUAAAGGAUUUUUCUCUGUAUUCGCAAAAGAAAAAGUCUUGCAUGCUGUCACAAAUACCUCUUCUCCACCAUACCUCAGGUGCGUCCUCGCGUAAACGUCGUAUCCCAGAAGCCUUGGCAUGCUAAAGGCUCUUUUUAAACAUCCCCCAGAAUGGUAGUCACACGAAACCAACAUACACUUUACGUUGCCCGUUGCUUUAUAUGUGUUGCCUGUAGACAGAAUUGAUCAAAUCUGGGGACAAAGAAAGUUAAAAAUGGAAUCUUAUUUGGGUGAAAGUGUUCAUAAUACCCUCGUGUAUACAAGACCUGGGAUGAGCUGAAGACUUCAGAGGGUGAAGUAUUAGUCACAAAUGUUUCCUCUGAACGACUUUGUUCACAGAUUUUGUAGAAAGUUAACAUUUUAAAUAAAUCAUAUCAUUUAAAAACAAAACAAGUUUUCCUUAGAUAGGAAAGUCAGUGCUGCUUGAUAUUUUGAUAUAGAACAAAUUAUUCUUCAGAAAUUCUGUUUAUGCUUCCACAUUCCCAAUGGUCUGACGUCUUAGAAAUGAAUGUUUACAUGCUCUGAAACACAGGCACGUUUUUGGCCUUUACCUCGCAACUCUUCUUUCUUUUUUUCUUCGCCACUGACCAUAACAAAGUCUUGCAGUCGACAAAAGACACGUCCAGACACAGAGUUUCAGAACUGUGGUGUUCAGAAGGUCCAGGCUACACAUUCACCUUCUACAGUUCCAAACAUCUAUCCUCGGUGGGAUUAGACCAUCAUCGCAGCCCGCAGAGGACGUGCAGCCUGAGUGCGAGAUUAGCGAAUGCAAACUUCUGAAGCAGACGCAUUCAUCCCUUUGACCGCAUGUCAGUUUGGGUCUUUCUCUUAUAAUCUGUUACCAGCCAACUGAGCGGAAGUGACGUGGCUACUAAUCCCGUGUGACCAAAACUGCACCUUCUCUUUCCUUCUAUUGCUUCUUGGUACCAUUAAAAAUUCAGCAGUAACAGUGUGCCUCCAUUAUUAAGUCUACCAGAUCAACAAAACAUUUAUAGCAGCAAGCGUUACUGACAUUUCAUAUACAGUUCCUUUCCUAGCAUAUUUAAAACAGCAUCUGUCAAUUAAAAAAACACAAUUUAACCAAUCUCUAUACCACUUAUCUGGUAAAUCGUGUAUACGAUAUCUAAUACAUUUAUGAUAUGAUAUUGCUAGAACAUUCAAGACCCCAGUGAAUUUUAAGACUUUUAAAUGUGAAAUAUUCAAAAAAUUGAAAACUUAAAAAAAAAAAAAAAACAACCUUGAAAAGAAUCUUUAGAAGAAGAACUGUGGGUGACUCAGAAAUUGGUGGAUUUGCGUAUAACCUUUAAGAUAAAUGUCAAAAUAAAUAUAAAAACUGAUCAUCUAUAUUUUUUUUUUUACAAAAGAUACAUAACUAAUGAGGUUUCAUAACUUCAGUGGAAGAUUAUGAUCUUAAGGUCUACCAGGUUUGUGUAUCAGAAGGAGAA